AUGGCAGAAUACUCGGAAAUAGCACAUAAGCACUUGGCUAAUGCCCCCGGUAGUAUCGUAAAUGACAUUUAUCCGGCCCAUUCGCCACAAAUGCACAUGCAAGCACCUUCGCAAUACCCGGUACGCUUCCAGGAACUACCUCGGCUGCACGUGCCACCCUUUGCACUCACGCAGCAGUCUAUCCCUACAUGGAAGAUGUCACAGCAGUCUGUACCACGGAUGAGUGUGUCAAAUUUGCUGUCUGGGAGCUUCCGGAGUCGUGCUAUACCGCAACCACAAGCUCCUAGAUUAACAGUAACACCGCCAUCACCUCCCACUCUACGUCGUCUGCCCAGUUUUGCUGAUAUCCUCGCACGUACUCACCUUCUUCACUUCAUGGGUCGAUCAAGUGUACCCACUGAGACUCCUACUUCUACGAUAGAGGCAUCUAUGGAAGAUGAUAUGCAGAUGCAACCCGAGAAAAUGAUAACGCCAAUGUAUCAGCAGCAGAUAUCAAUGCAGCUAAUGGAAAACAGCUACACGACAUUUGCCCCUCCUUGUCUGGACACGAACUUGAACAUGGACACGUCAAUCAACAUGACUGAUGAGCUACAGAGUCCUAUGGGUGUAACAUCACCUGUGAGUCAGACUAGUGAGACGAACAAACGGCGUGAACGUUGGACAGAGGAAGAACAUGCUUGCUUCAUGGAAGGCCUGAAUCGUUAUGGUCGUAAAUGGAAGAAGAUUCAAACGUUUGUCAAGACCAAGACAGCUGUGCAAGUCCGCACUCAUGCCUAUGGAUACUUUGCAAAAUUACUUCGGAAUAUGCCAGAGGACGAUGCCAUUUGGGACCUCGCUGAAGAGAUGAGUUCUCUACCUGGUGCUGUACUGAAAGGCCCGGGGAAUAGCAAACGCCGCAACGAGCCCAAGACGGACGAGGCCGGUAUGGAAGUGCUCCGUCGCUUUGUGUUCUCUAAGAAAAAGUCUGAGGACAAGAAGCAAUUGCUUGCGUCCAAUGAGACGACUGAGGACCAUGAGAACGUGGAAAUGGCUGACUCGACUCCGUCUAACGCCAACUCACAGGCACCCACAGGAUUGUGGAGCUCUACGCAGCUAUGGAAAGCCGAUGACUCGGAUGCGAUGCUGGAGAUUAAACGUCAGCGCUUGAACUAG
This is a messenger RNA of Peronospora farinosa, 1152 nucleotides long. NCBI's taxonomy places the organism in Eukaryota, Oomycota, Peronosporomycetes, Peronosporales, Peronosporaceae. The record is from the annotation of a GenBank genome assembly.